This is a messenger RNA of Adineta steineri, 1191 nucleotides long. NCBI's taxonomy places the organism in Eukaryota, Metazoa, Rotifera, Eurotatoria, Adinetida, Adinetidae. The record is from the annotation of a GenBank genome assembly.
AUGGAUAGUGGUAAUGAUAAAAUCAAUUCAAUUCCAUCAAAUAAAAAUAAUAAUAAAUUAAGAAAUCGAUCUGAUCUAACAUGUGUGGUAUGUCAAAAACCUGCAUCAGGCUACAAUUUCGCUCAAAUUUCAUGUGGUUCAUGCAAGGAAUUUUUUCGUCGAAAUGCUUUGUUGCCUAUAGGAAACUUCACAUGUAUUAAUAAAAAAGAAGUAUCAAUUAAUAAUCGAUGUAAAAUUCGAUAUGAUAUGAAACAGAAAUGUCAACAUUGUCGGUUACUUAAAUGUUUUGAAUCAGGUAUGCGUAAAGAUCAUUUAAUAACUCGAGAAGAAAAAUUAAGAAAAAAACAACUUAUUGAAGAAAAUCGUCGUCUUCGUUCAAAACAAAAUCAUAUAAAGUGUAAAUUAGAUAAUGUUAGUGUAAUAUGCACUUUAACUGAUAUCGAUCGAUUAUGUUUAUCACAUAUUAAAGAUUCUUAUAUUUCUGCUCUUCGUUCAACUUCAUUUACUUCAUCUUUAAUAACAUUUGAUGAGUCAUUAACUAAAACAUAUUCAUUUGUUGAUUUAAUAGAAAUAGAAAAAAAUAUUCCAAUUCGAAUAAUUAAUUUUCUGCGAUUAAUACCAGAAUUUGAAUCAUUAUGUGAAGAUGAUCGUUUAGCACUUGCUAAGUAUAAUAUUAUUCCAUUACUUUGUUUACAUGAUAUACUUGUAUUUGAUCGAAAAACUGAGUUACUUUAUAAUACUACGGAACUAACAACAUUAUCUUCAAAUGAUAAAAGUUUUGCUUAUCAUUAUAAAAGUUUAUGCUAUCUAUUUUAUGGUUAUGAAAGAAUGAAUAAUUAUAUAUCUUAUAUUCAUACAAUUAUUAAUUUAAUCGAUAAUGAUACAAUGAUUAUACAAUUACUUAUGCUUAUUUUAAUAUUUUUAAAAGGUACAACAGUUAAUGAUGAACAGCUAUGGUUAUUAUCUAAUCCACAGAAUGUAUUUAAUGCACAUUUAAAAUAUGUUGAUUUACUUUUUCGUUAUUUAAUGGAUAAAUUUUCAUUUGAUAUAGCAGUGAUUAAAAUGAUACGUUUAGUAGAAAAUAUAUUUAAAUUACAAGCAACUUCUCAAGAUUUUCAACAAACAAUAAAGAGAGAUGCAAGUACAGUAGAAAUACAUCCAUUAAUGAAAACAUUACUUGGUAUGACAUAA